Molecule: messenger RNA, 990 nt
Organism: Verticillium dahliae VdLs.17
Lineage: Eukaryota; Fungi; Ascomycota; Sordariomycetes; Glomerellales; Plectosphaerellaceae
Product: alpha/beta hydrolase
Exons: 2
Coding region: 1-990 (329 amino acids)
Source: RefSeq, a predicted model, not a curated record
AUGACUUCAUAUCUUGAAUCUAUCUUUUUUAGGAUCCAAAGACAAGCAAAACUUACAGGCGGUCUGACUUCCGAACGCAGUCUGGUCCCGGAGCGAGACACUUCGGAUACUCUGACGCUUCCAGAUGGCCGACAGCUCGGAUUUGCCCAGUAUGGGCUAUUAACUGGAAAGCCUGUGUUCUAUUGCCAUGGACUUCCGGGCUCCCGCGUAGAAGCGGGACAUCUACACGAGGAGGCGUUCGCUACUGGAGUGCGCAUCAUUGCGACAGAUCGUCCAGGCAUGGGACUAAGUACGCCACAGCCAGACCGAACACUUUUAGAUCAUCCAAAAGAUCUAGAACUUCUCGCCGACCAUCUCAAGCUGUCCGAGUAUGGAGUACUGGGCGUGUCAGGGGGCGGCCCUUAUGCACUUGCAUGUGCUGUCUCACACGCUCCUGAAAGACUAAAGUGCGUGACCGUUGUAUGCGGCAUCGGACCACCUGAUAUCGGCAUGGCUGGCGCAGGCUGGUUCCACUGGCUGGGCUUCACCUUCGGGUGGCGCUAUGCUCCUCGCCUUGCAGCGUGGUUCUUUAAAAGCCAAGAACAACUCGACUUGCCGGACGAAAAACGUCUUGAUAUACGAAUACAGCAAGCAAAAAAGCAAGACGCGCAAUUCCCGGAGUCAGAAAAGGAUAUUUGGACCAACAAGGAUAUAGCCGGACGCAUGGUAAUGUCGAGCCGCCAGGUCUACCUCCAGGGCAUAGAUGGCUUCAGUCAGGACGGCUACUUAUUGUGCACCGAGUUUGGGUUCGAUAUUCGAGACAUUCGACACGACUUGCCCAUAACUCUUUGGUAUGGAAAGCAUGAUACGUUUGUGCCUCCGAACCAUGGGAGACAAAUAGCCAAGCGUCUGGGAGACCACGUUAGACUCAGACUUGAGGAUGAUACACAUGCAAGCAUCUUCUUCCGUUGGAGGAAGGAAAUAUUAGAAGAUUUGGUCAGCAAGAUAUGA